UGCUAGCAGAGACAGAGAGUGCAAGCAACAUGAGCAGCAGGAGCAGCAGGUGCGUGUCCACGAACUCGAGAGGGCUUAGCGGCAGGCUGCCACCGUCGUCCGAAGGUGUCCCGGAGACGAGCGAGCGCGAGGCGGAGGAGGAGGACGGCGAGAUCGUGCACUUCAGCCACCCGGAGCACCGGCUGGCCCGGUUCGACUUCCCCUACCUGUUCCUGUGCAUGGGGUGCAAGGAGUACGGCGCCGGGAAGCGCUUCAUGUGCCAGGCCUGCGGCUUCCAGCUCCACGAGUUCUGCGCGCUGGCGCCGCCGUCGCUCCACGACCACCCGUUCCACCCCAAGCACCCGCACCUCCUCUUCUUCGCCAAGCCAGCAGGUGGGUUCCUCCGGUGCAAGUGCGACAUCUGCGGCAAGUCGGUGAAGGGCUUCUCGUUCCGGUGCGCGUCGUGCGGGUUCGACAUGCACCCGUGCUGCGCGGCCAUGGCGCGGCGGAUGGAGCUCCCGGCGGCGCACGAGCACCCGCUGGAGCUGGCGGCGCAGGACGGCGCGGAGACGAGCCUCGUGUGCCAGGUGUGCAGGCGGGCGACGACGGCGAGGCGGUCCGGCGGGUCGGCGGGGCACACCGUGUACCGGUGCCUGCCGUGCGGGUACUGCCUCCACGCCCGGUGCGCCAAGGACAUGGUGAACGGGCUGUACGAGCACGGCAUCGUGCCGCCGGAGAGGCGGAGCGCGAUCGCCGCCGCGGCCAGGGUCACCGUGAACGCGCUGUUCGGGGUACUCGGCGGCCUCAUCGAGGGGAUCGGGGAGGGGAUCGGCGAGGCCUUGGUCGAGAACAUCGGGAGGAGCAGGAGGAGCUUCAGAUGAAUGGGAUGGGGUGUGUCGUGUGUGUUGCAUCUUCUUCGUGUCGUUCGCCGUCUCGUACGACGAUACAAAACACAAACUACAGUGUAUAUGUAUAUACAGGCUGCGGCACUUGUAUUUCCGCGCUUGUGUUUCAAAAUACAACCGAAAUUAGUCAACUAAUUACACACAGUAUCCACCUUUAGUUGGGGACUAAUUUUUUAAGGCCAUGUUGCCCUGGUUUCAUAGUUCGACUUGCCUAUUUCAAAGAGUGAGCAGCAUCGUUCGCGACAAGGGAGAACGAUGGCAACAAAUUGCG
Messenger RNA from Panicum virgatum (switchgrass), 1155 nucleotides. RefSeq names its product diacylglycerol kinase theta-like. The transcript has 2 exons. NCBI's taxonomy places the organism in Eukaryota, Viridiplantae, Streptophyta, Magnoliopsida, Poales, Poaceae. The coding region runs from base 30 to 860 and encodes 276 amino acids. The record is from RefSeq and is a predicted model, not a curated record.